AUGACAUCACCGGACGAUGUUACGCCAGUCAAGCCUCCGCCGUCCUUCUCACCCGGAGCCGCCCUCAAUGUCUCCAAAGCCAGAUACCCAGAAAAGAUUCAGACCACCCAGCCGGUGAUCUCUUCGCUAUCAGAGUCCAUUCUGACCGACUCUCCUCCGGAACGGCGUUCGUCCGAACUAUCCCCUAGAACCGUAUCUCCCAAUGGGAGGUCGCAUUCCGCCUCGCAAAUUUCCCGCUCAAGUGCUGUAUCACCGCUAGGGUUCCAAGUUGAUACUACAGAUGACAUCCGCUCUCUAAUAAUUCGUGCAUUUUCCCCCGUUGUCGGUGUAUAUGCGUCGCCAGACACGGAUGCGCUCGUACGGCGAAAAGGAUUCAAGAAUGGCUUUCACGAGUUGAUACGACCGUUUGGGGAAAGGAUUACAGGGAAGAUAGUUAUACGGGAUGGUGUGGGCUCGAGUCGCACUUGGGAGGAUUUCGGGGUCCGUUUUGUUGACUUGGACACGAAAAAGAAUCCCACAGAGUCCAGCCAAACGGAUCCCGCUCCAUCUCUUAUUCAGAUAGAACAGGUGCUCAACAGGCGUGUCCACUCCGUCGUUGACCCAUUGGCAGGCUGGACUCGAGGUGGUGACAGCGGACACGGCGAUUUACCCCUAGCUUCUCCAUACUACAAAUCAUUUCUCAGACGGUUGCUCUCGGCGACGUACCCGGCGCCUCACGAAACGUUCGCACAUCCUGUCGCCUGUGUUAUUGUCAUAAGUUCCCAUACACCUUCACCUCUUGAAUCAUUGCGUCAGCUAUAUGCACAUACAAGCCAGGGUGACAAGCGUCCACCGCCAUGGGUGCAUCCUGAAUAUCUUCGAUAUUACGUACUUGUUCAUGAUGAAGACAGAGAUGAUAUCGCACAAUCAACGGCAUUAUUUGAUCAAAUGAAACGGCACUUUGGGCUCCACUGCCAUCUUUUACGACUGCGGAGCAAUCAAUGCGUCAUAACAGACGAUGAUAGCACGCACUUCCCGUCUUGCGAAUGGCUAACUCCAGCCGAGGACCUCCGGCAGCUAGGUGAACAAGAAGCCCUGAUUGAUGUUGAGACCGAAGGUUCAUAUCUCUUUGAAUCGGACCUCACUGCCAUCAAAGCAUUCGUUCGGGAAAUGGUCGCCCAGUCUGUAAUUCCCCAUAUGGAAAACCGAGUGGCGCUCUGGAAUGACCAAGUUGCCUCUCGAAGAAGAGGUUUGAGUGGUCGAUUUAUGUCCAUGUCUAGGCGCUGGGCCGGAUUCGGAGCAAGCACUAGGUCCCCUAGCGGAACUUAUGGUGCCGGUUCAGGGAACAAUUAUGAUUCUCUUCAAGGAUUCUAUAAACCUGAUGCGCCGGAAGCAAUAUUACGAAAGUUAGCGGAUUUUGCUUUCAUGCUCCGCGACUGGAAGCUUGCAUCCUCAAUCUAUGAACUUGUGAAGUCUGAUUUUGGACAUGAUAAAGCCUGGAGGCAUCAGGCUGGUGCCCAUGAAAUGUGUGCUGUGAGCACAUUAUUAAACCCGUUAGCAUCAACAGCGAAAACAAAGCUUGAAUCUAUCGACCAACUUCUGGAUACUGCUAGCUACUCGUAUCUUACUAGAUGUUCCGAUGCCCAGAACGCAUUACGAACCCUUGUUCUCGGUGUGGAACUCUUGAAAUCUCGUGGUGGUUCGGCCUCUGAUACUGCCGCAAAGUGGGCAAUACGAAUCCUUGAUAUGGGUCUUGUGGGUGACACUGGACGGAUUCUUAUAUCCGAGCGAGUAUCUGCGUGCUAUGCCUCCAAAACGGGAUUCGGGAGUGCGAAAUGGGGAAUACGCCGAAGGAAAGCUGGAAUGUGGACCAUUCUUGCUGCGGACUCAUGGCUGAAGCAAGGAAAACCAAAUCUUGCAUCUAUUUGCCUCGAGGAGUCGGACCGUCUUUAUAGCGAAGCAUUGGAUAAAGGAAAGGUGCUUCUGCCAGAAAUGCAACAGUUCAUCGACAAUCUACGGAAUGCCGUGCAGAUCGGAUACCUCGAAUCUCGAGGCCUUAAUAGUGAAGCCGAAGUAUCGAGUCCAAUCGAUUUUAGCACAGAAGAGACCAGCGAGAAACUCGAUAAACGCAACCAUCGGAAGUCAUUAAUCGGAGGAGUGAACCCGCUGGAGGCAAAGCCUUUAACUGUUACCCGCUUAAAAUCAGAUGAUGAAAGCCCACGAAAUGAUGAUUUCGAACAGUUAAGAUGA
Molecule: messenger RNA, 2229 nt
Organism: Paracoccidioides lutzii Pb01
Exons: 2
Coding region: 1-2229 (742 amino acids)
Biological process (GO): protein localization to phagophore assembly site; endoplasmic reticulum to Golgi vesicle-mediated transport
Cellular component (GO): phagophore assembly site; cytoplasmic vesicle; TRAPPIII protein complex
Source: RefSeq, a predicted model, not a curated record